Molecule: messenger RNA, 481 nt
Organism: Lingula anatina
Lineage: Eukaryota; Metazoa; Brachiopoda; Lingulata; Lingulida; Lingulidae
Product: sushi, von Willebrand factor type A, EGF and pentraxin domain-containing protein 1-like
Source: RefSeq, a predicted model, not a curated record
CUCUCUGCCAAAAAUUCGAGGUAGCUUCUCCUCUAUCGUCAUCACGUCCACCAAGUUCCUGCCGUCGUGAAAGAUGAAGUUAGCCGCGCUGGUUCUGCUGGUUGCUGUUGGAAUCGCCUUCAAUGAGCUGGGCUCUGAGGCUCUCACACCUCACCAAGUUAUUCAAGCUCUGAUGGGCGGUGCUCCUCCUUACUGGAAUGUGGUGUUUGCUUUGGACAGCAGCGACAGCAUAAGCAGCUCUGAAUGGUCUUGCUCCAAGUCAUCGACCAGGAAUAUCCUUGCAAUUAUCAACAACACCCCUACUCCGAAUAGCAUAGCCCCUGGAAAACAUUGGAUCGCUCUGGUACGUUUCUCUACCAGGGCAAGGCUCAUCUUUCCUCUGGGUUACCAUGAAAACUACCCUGCCAAUGAUGCGGCUAUUGAUGAUGUGCCGAAAGAAGACCAAAGACUGCUGGACAAAAUUGCCAUGAUGUGGAAAUGA